CAUUUUCUUUGUUAAGAUGGCCGCUAUCACGGAAAUGAAAGAUGUUAAAACUUUUCACCAGUGUAUCAUGUGUGAUGAGAUCUUUAAUCAUUACAGCGACCUGGUCAUCCACAACAAAACACACAUUAAACAAGAGUCGUCUAAUGACGACGGGGAAAACGAAGUAGAGAUCCUUCACUGUAAAGAAUGCGGUGAUGAAUUUCAAUCAGGGGCCGAAUUAGAAGAACAUUGUAAAACUCAUGUUAGGGAGGAAGAGUCUCGACCGAGUACCUCACAUCAGUUUGAGCAGAGAGAGGCAGAUGAAAAUUUUGAACAAAGCUAUGAAAGUCGAGAGGAGAGUUCAGAUCAAAACUAUGAUGUUAAUGAGGAUAAUAUUGAAGAAAACCAUGAUGAUGAGGAAAGAGACUAUCCAAUCCAUUUCAUGGAUACAACUGGAAAUGUUAAAACCAGUGACAGUGAAGCAAAUACAUUGUAUUCCCCCACAGGAAAAUCUCUACAUAAAUGUGAUGUUUGUAAUAAAUCAUUUAGACAGGUCAGUGAUCUGCAGAGACACGUCACGAUGCACACUGGGGAAAAACCCUUUGAGUGCGGAAUCUGUGAAAAGGUAUUCAGGUUGAAACAUAAUCUCAAGCAUCACAUGCGAAUCCACAUCGAUGAAAAACCAUUCGAGUGCAACGUUUGUAAGAGGGGGUUUAAACAACGAAACACGCUACAGAGACACUACAUCACCCACACCGGGGAGAAACCCUACACAUGCGAGAUCUGUCAGAAAGCUUUCACGCAAAGCAACACUCUUCAGCGACACCUGAAAAUACACCGAGGAGAAAAACGGUACACGGAAAAAACCUUUAAGUGUGAAGUAUGUAGUAAGUUUUUUGCUAAUAUCACCGUUCUACAGGAGCACAUGAGGACGCACACGGGUGAGAAACCGUUUGAGUGUGAUGUAUGUGGCAAAGCAUUCACCCAGAAGAACACGUUAUCACGGCAUUACCGAACACACACAGGCGAAAAACCCUAUAGAUGCGAUGAUUGCGGGAAAUUUUUUAGAUAUAAACAUAAUUUAAACGAUCAUCGACGAGUGCAUACAGGGGAAAAACCCUACAAGUGUGACAUAUGUGAGAGGUGUUUUAGCCUUAGUAAUUCAUUAAUGAAACAUUUCUCCACACAUUUCGAAGAAAAGCGCUUCAAAUGUGGAGUAUGCAGUAAAUCAUUUUUUCAGAAAACUAUUCUCUUGCGCCACAUGAAGACCCACACGGGGGAAAGGCCCUAUCCAUGUAAAUUUUGUAGUAAGGCCUUUAUUAUGAGCGCCUCGCUUGCCAAACACAUGAAAAACCAUACGGGAAAGAAAGCCAUGGAGGGAGAGGACGUCGAAGAUUCGAAUGAGGAAAUGGAAGACCCGGAUGAACUCUCUGGUUUAGAUGCCUCUGUUCCUACAUUGCCGGAAAUGUCUUCUGAUGGAGGUGCAUGGAAGAGUUCUGAUAUGACCCUGGAAGAUGACGACGAAUCUCGUGAUGAAGAAAUACCGAUGUUGAAUCACAGUGAUGACGUGAAGGACGAGAUGGCGUUUACACAGACAAUCCCACCUACCAUACCCAAAAUAAUGUCGGCAGAAUUAGCCAGAAGAAUUGCCCAAGCAGGAGAAAAAUAUCGCAACGAAAUCCCUUGAUUAGAACCAGGGGUUUAAGUGUUUUAACAAUGCCAGUUCGUUUCAAGAUGUUAUUUUGAUCAUUAAUUAGUAUAUUUUACUGUUAGUAUACUAUAGGCUGUGUGUGCGUAGUUUUUAUGAUCACAAUUUAAUUGCUGUCACCAAUAUUAUGGGUCUAGCUCACUAAUCUGGAUUGUUACCAAGAAAAUUCCUCUGACUUCCCCUUGUCAGUGGUUCAAAGCCAAGAGCUUUGCAAGAAACAGGGCCUAGUCAUUCGUGUGGUGUAAAAAAUUAGUCCUUAGUUGGAAAUCAAAAUAAGAGUUGCCCCAGAGCAAAGCAAAAUUCCCCCCCCCCCCAAAUAAUUUAUAGUCUUACAAUUGUCCUGGCGCUGACCCUAGUUUGGCCUUGCUGACAGCCCCCCCCCCCCCAAUAUGAAUUUUGUUGCGACGAGUCUGCAGAGAGAUCUAUUAUUGAAAUGUUGCUUCUAUAAACUUCAAUACUUGUAUUCCAUUAAUUCAAUGUGACCAAUUACUAAAAUGGCACUUUAUGAAUGAAAACAAAAUUAAUUCAUCUACAGAAUCUAGAGACUGUCAAAAUUAGAUCGAUCGUGAUCAGUCUGAUCAUACCAAACUUACGCUGUUUGUCUACAACUAGCUCCACUACUCCCAUCAAAAGGCAAAACCUAGUAACUCACUUUUUUCUUAUUUUGAGAAAACAAAGGAAAACGUAAUGAAUGAAUAUUAAACCCCAGCUCAUCUAUUGAUUUGACUAUUGAGUUACUAGGUUUUGCUGUGGUAUAAUAGGCAAAUAAAGAAAGUUGCUAGGUUGUGUCAUGGGUGUAACUGCUUACAAAAUCAAAAGAUUGGAAUAUCUAGUACAACAACAGGAAGCACAUACCCUAGUUACUACAAAUUUGGUCCUAACUCAAUUUUGAUAAAAAAAAGUGAGUUACUAGGUUUUGCCUUUUGAGGGAGACUUGGGAACAGACACUAAACUAGUUGUUCGACAUUUUUAUUCCUACAUCGACGAUUUUAGUCGAAAACACUAAUAGUAAGUGCAGGCGGACCGCACUACACGCAAAACAAAAAUCUACAAGAUAAACCUGCGGACAAGACAGAAAAUAGACAUUGCAAAAAAGAAACAUAGUAUACUUCGCGAAUUGUGAGAAGUAUUUAUUUCGCUCCCGGAGCCACGGUGGUUAAGUGGGUAAGACGCUGGCUCGCUAGUCUGGAGGUCGCGUGUUUGAUCCCUGCAUUGGCCAAGAAAGUUUGUCAGGAUUUUUUGACGUGGUUUCCCCUCGUCAGUGGUAUAGGACAGUAGGCUGACAAGGACAGCUGUCUAGACGUUCGGAUGAGACGAAAAACCGAGGUCCUGUGUAUACAUUGGCGUGCACGUAAAAGAUCCCUUGGCAGUUGGAAUUCGAUAUAAGAGUAGGCCAUAGUGCCGCUACCCGGGCAAAACUACCCUCAUAGAACACUGUAUGCCGUAUGCCUGUCUUCAUUAGCCCAGUAUAGGAGCAGAAAAGUAGGACGUUAAACCCCAUUUCAUUUCAUCUAUUUCGCUUCCAUUUAAUAAAAUAGAAAAAAUUUUAUUUAGUCAUGGUGUGUGUGAGAGAUGUUAAACAGAGUAGAAUCGUAUUAUAAAAUAGAAUAUGGGGGCCAUUGAGGGCAGAGAUUUAUUCUACGUGCAGAAUGCACUCUGAUAUAAAGACCUGGGGCCUGUUUCACGAAAUUUUAGCUAAGAUAUAAUCCAAAUUUUAGUAAUUUGAUUGGAUAAUAUUAGAUUGAUUUUAGUGCUUAGCCAAUCAAAAUUGAAAUCUCUACUAAAAUUGGAUUAUAUCUUUAGUUAAACAUAAAUUAUGCAAGAGCUAAAUCUGUCUAUUGCAGGUCUUUCUUUAGGCCUGAAAUGUUAUCUAAAUUAUUAAUUAGACAUCAAUUAACCUAUCCAGACCAUAAUCAACUCUAAAUGGCAUCGCUAGCCUGCGAUCUUUAGUGGAUUAUGAGCCGAUUUACUGCAUAACUUUCCUUCAUGAUUUAACGAUUAAAUGGAUAAUCGAAACUAUGCUGUUUAUCGUACUGACUUUUUAGUAAUGAUGAUCGAGGCUAGGCCGAAAUUGCAAUCGCUUAGUUCUCGGUUCAUAGUGGAUCAAUUUGAAUGCAAUUUUCAGCAAAUUGCCUUUACAUUAUCUAGUUUUUAACUAUUAUAGUGAGAACUGCCAACUCGUUAUUGAAUCUCCCAUAAUGUAUGCUUAAGAUUUCAAGAAACAGGGCCCAGAUUUGAUGUGAUUGUUCUGACUUUUAUUGUUGUUAUUAUAUUGUACUGUUAUAAUGUCAAACAUACAAUUUCAAAUGUACAAGUUGUUUUUGUAUAGUUUUAUAAAUAUGCAUGUGAAACAGGCUCUCUAAUCUACUUAGUAGUGUGAAUGUAUUAUUAUACACAUGUAUAUAUGUAUUUUUAUUUAUAUAAAGUUUUGAUAAGCAUUAUCAUUUAGUGAAAACAAAAGCAGAGUCAGCAUUAAACACAAGCUACUAUAACUACCUCUUGGAGAGACACAUUCUUUGUAUCGCAAGUGGUCUUGUUCCGUUCUCCUCCACUAACUUUUGGGUUCAUCCACAGUUGAGACACAGACAAAUUAUCCACCCUUGAUACUUCUGCUAUUUUUAUCAACCAAUCGCAUGGAUGAGAUGCAAUUCAUCGAUACCCUACAUUAUAUAAACACGAUAUAUAGUACAACACACAGAACUAGGUUGGACACGUUCUCGGUAUUCCUAGUGGUAACGUUCCGUUCUACUCCACUAACAUCUGGGUCCAUCCACUGGGUUUUCACAAAUUCAGAUUAUCUACCCUUGAUCGUAGCUUGAUUCUACGACCCAAUCAAAAAACAGUUCAUUUACCAGUCUUAGCAUCAUUGUUUACGCUCACCACAAUAAUCUUAGUUACAUUAAAAUGAGAGUUACUUCCCUUUGCCCACUUGAUUGGUUGAUAAAAAUAGCAGGAGUAUCAAGUGAGGAUAAUUUGACUAUAUGUCUCCCUUGUGGAUGGACCCAGAUGUUAGUGGAGUAGAACGGAACGAUACUAGUGGUGAAUAGGGGAGACACGGUUUCGCUGGCUGACUAGCCAAGAGGCACAAGGUUCGAUCCCAGUGUGUUGACCUAGAAAGUAGUACAUUAGGAUAUGGACAGUAAUAUUUGCUGAAAUAAGAUAGAAUAAAUUUUAUUUCGUUCCAGUGAUUAUCAAAGUCUUCAAACUUGAUCAAAAAUACACAUUAUUGGCAUUUGGCCAUUUUGGCAAAACAAACCCAAUGAACCCAUCGAUAAAUAUAAUAUUUUCUGAUUCUGAACAUAGCCUUCAAACUUGAUCAAAAAUACACAUUUUUGGCAUUUGACCGUUUUGACAAACCCAAGGUUAAAUAUCUGGCCCCGAGUUCACAAAGCAUUCUCAGACUUAAAUUAAGAAUAUACUCAAAAUUGUUCGCCUUAUUUUAACUAAAAUAUAGCCCUUUAUAAAACUUUUGUUGUUUUAAUAUAUCAAAUAAAUCAAUAAGAAAUUAUGUGUAAAGUUUUGUGUUUCUGGAUCAAAGAUAUUUCUCAUAAACAAUGAAUGAAUGUUGAGUAAAUUCUGAGAAUGCUUUGUGAACUGGGGACCUGGUAAAUAUAGACAUUUGUUGCUGUUGGUUACGAUGUGUUACUAGUAUUGUGUUAAUGUAGAACAUAUUGUUUAGUAAAUAUUAU
Messenger RNA from Patella vulgata (common limpet), 5376 nucleotides. RefSeq names its product zinc finger protein 883. The record is from RefSeq and is a predicted model, not a curated record. The coding region runs from base 17 to 1666 and encodes 549 amino acids. Gene Ontology annotation, biological process: regulation of transcription by RNA polymerase II. Gene Ontology annotation, molecular function: RNA polymerase II cis-regulatory region sequence-specific DNA binding; DNA-binding transcription factor activity, RNA polymerase II-specific. The transcript is spliced from 2 exons. Gene Ontology annotation, cellular component: nucleus. NCBI's taxonomy places the organism in Eukaryota, Metazoa, Mollusca, Gastropoda, Patellidae.